Capsella rubella is the source of this 369-nucleotide messenger RNA. RefSeq names its product putative glycine-rich cell wall structural protein 1. The transcript has a single exon. The record is from RefSeq and is a predicted model, not a curated record. The coding region runs from base 1 to 225 and encodes 74 amino acids. NCBI's taxonomy places the organism in Eukaryota, Viridiplantae, Streptophyta, Magnoliopsida, Brassicales, Brassicaceae.
AUGAAUAAUGGAAAAGGCAGCAGCAGCGGUGGUGGUGGUGGUGGAGGAAAGAGCAGUGGCGGUAAUGGAAACGUUGGAGGAGGUAAAAGCGGUGGAGGAGGAGGAGGAGGUUACAUGGUAGCACCGGGGACAGACGGAAGUGCUUACAUCUCAAGAGGUGGGUUUGAGAGUAACCCUCAAGGUUACUUUAGCAACCUGCAUGGUAGUGGACAAAGCAAGAAGUGAGUGAUGAAUACUUGAGUGUUAUACUACAAGCACGACUGCACGAGCUAUCUUCUUUGAUCUAUUCUCUAUUUAAUAAAAUGCAAUGAAGUUCAAAUAAGUAAUGAAUAAAUGAUUUUUUAUCUUUUUAUGAGAUAAUUUGUGUUA